Molecule: messenger RNA, 888 nt
Organism: Eruca vesicaria subsp. sativa (arugula)
Lineage: Eukaryota; Viridiplantae; Streptophyta; Magnoliopsida; Brassicales; Brassicaceae
Source: the annotation of a GenBank genome assembly
GUAAUCAAAUCUGGAUCCCCUUCCUAGCUAGUCUUAUUGUUCCUCACCUUUCCUUGUCUUCGUUUGACAUUCAGACAAUAUCUUCGGGGACCAUGUCGGAUUAUGCUAAAGACGCAUGGCGAAAAUAUCUGAUACAGCUCCAAGCUCACCCUUUACGAACCAAGGCGAUCACUGCCGGGGUUUUGGCAGGUUGCAGUGAUGCCAUAGCUCAGAAGAUCUCUGGAGUUAAAAAGAUUCAGUUCCGUAGAUUGCUUCUCCUUAUGUUGUAUGGGUUAUGUUAUGGUGGGCCAUUUGCUCACUACUUCCACAAACUGAUGGAUGCUCUUUUCAAAGGCAAGAAGGACAAUACUACUGUAGCCAAAAAGGUUUUGUUGGAACAAGUUACAUCCUCUCCUUGGAACAACUUUCUUUUUAUGUCUUACUAUGGUUUAGUAGUUGAAGGGAGGCCAUGGAAGCUAGUGAAGCACAAAGUUGGGAAAGACUUCUCUACCAUACAGUUAACAGCCUGGAAGUUCUGGCCUAUUGUGGGAUGGAUUAAUCAUCAGUAUGUCCCUCUGCAAUUCCGCGUCUUGUUCGGCAGUUUCAUCGCCUCUUGCUGGAGCAUUUUCUUGAACCUGAAAGCGCGAUCCGCAGUGAUCAAGAACGCAUAGACAACUUCAUCUGGAGGAAUACAAGCCUGAAUCUCCUUUUCCCGAAGUGCACAAGCUCAAAGAAGUGUAUCUUAUGUAAUGUUACACCGAGACAUGUAUUACAUAAUUCAAAUGCAAUACCAAAAAAAAGUCUAUAGUCCCUUGUAGACUAGUAUUAGCAGUGCCCUCUAAGUAAAGACUCUGGUUCCAAUUGGGAAAGUUUGGAGUCAAAGAGAGUAAAUACUAAAGCGAAAAAGAG